AUGAAAAUUAAGAUUUUCAAAAACAAUUAUUAAUCAAAAAUUACUUAAAUAUCUACAAAUAUUAAUAAUAAUAAUAAUACAAAUUAAUCUAAUAAUACUAUUUAACCUCAACCUUCUUAAAAUAAUAUUCCUAAUACUACUAUUCCGCCAUCUAUCGAAAUACCUCCACCUCCAUCUAUGGGAGUACCUCCACCACCAUCUAUAGUAGUACCUCCUCCACCAUCUAUGGGAGUACCUCCUCCACCAUCUAUGGGAAUACCUCUACCACCCUCUAUGGGAGUACCUCCACCACCAUCUAUUGGAGUACCUCCUCCACCAUCUAUGGGUGUACCUCCUCCACCAUCUAUGGGAAUACCUCCACCACCCUCUAUGGGAGUACCUCCUCCACCAUCUAUGGGAGUACCUCCUCCACCAUCUAUGGGAAUAUCUGCACCACCAUCUAUUGGAAUACCUCCACCACCAUCUAUGGGAACACCUCCACCACCAUCUAUUGGAAUACCUCUACCACCCUCUAUGGGAGUACCUCCACCACCAUCUAUUGGAGUACCUCCUCCACCAUCUAUGGGUGUACCUCCUCCACCAUCUAUGGGAAUACCUCCACCACCCUCUAUGGGAGUACCUCCUCUACCAUCUAUGGGAAUAUCUGCACCACCAUCUAUUGGAAUACCUCCACCACCAUCUAUGGGAAUACCUCCUCCUCCCAAUUCAAUACCCCCUCUUCAAAAUAAUAUACCUCCACCACCUGGAUGUAUACCCCCACCUCCUUUUGGAAUACCAUCUGCUCCUGGAUCUAUACCAACUCCACCUGGAGGUAUACCCCCACCUCCUUUUGGAAUACCAUCUGCACCUGGAUGUAUACCAACUCCACCUGGAGGUAUACCCCCACCUCCUGGAGGUAUACCCCCACCUCCUGUUGGAAUACCCCAUAUUCCUAAUGGCUUAUUACCACCUCCACCAGGAGGAUUACCUCCACCUCCACCAGGAAGAUUACCACCACCUCCAGGAGGAUUACCUCCACCUCCAGGAGGACUACCACCACCUCCAGGAGGACUACCACCACCUCCAGGAGGAUUACCAUCUUUUCCAGGUGGAAUACCCGGAUUACCAGGAUCAAUUCCAUAAAUGGGUGGUGUUGUAGCAAAAAAGAAGAGAAACCCUCCUGUAUAAAUGAAGAACUUAUUAUGGAACUAAGUACAAGCUAAUAACAUUAAAAAUACCAUAUGGGAAAUUGUUGAUGAUGAACAAGUAAAACUAGACGAAUAAUUUUUGAAUGAAUAAUUCGAGAAACCUGCUCUAAUUACAUAAUCUUAAAUAAAAUAAGCAAAUACUAAAGCAGGAGGAUCUGCCGCUGCUGUAUAAAUAAUAAAAAAAAUAAGUUUAAUUUAGCCAGAUAGAACUAAAGUUUUAGAAAUAAUAUUAUAAAAAUUAAGAAUGUCUCCGCCAAUUAUGGCUAAUGCUAUUCUAACAGUAGACGAAAAAAUAUUAACAUUAAGUACUUUAUAAUCAUUAAAUAACAUAGCACCAAAUAAAGAAGAAUGUGACUAAGUUUCUAUCUAUAUAGAAGGAGGUGGGUAAAUAGAUUAAUUGGCAACCCCAGAAAGAUUUAUAUUGGAAAUUAAAGAAGUAAAAGGAUAUCAUGAUAGAAUAAAAGGGCUUUUAUUUGCGAAGACAUAUGAAGAAAUGUUCACCGAUUUAGAACCGAAAGUAAAAAAAAUGAGUGAUGGGAUUAAUUUCUUGAAAAAAAGUGAGAAAAUAAAAGAAAUGUUAUAAUAUGUACUUGCUAUAGGAAAUUAUUUAAACGGAUAAUCUAUUAGAGGAGGCACUUAUGGGUUUAAAUUAGAUACUUUGUUAAAAUUAAGUGAAAUUAAAAUGAAAGAUAAUAGAACUACACUUAUGAUGUAUGUUGUGGAAAUUAUAGAAAAAAAAUUCGGGUUGAUUAUUACUGAAUAGGAAGAGGAAAAUUUAUAAUGUUUGGAGUCUAUUCCGAUAUCUAUACUGGUAACCGAUCUUAAUGAAAUUAAAAAAUAAUUCAGAAGUAUGUAAAAAGCUAUUGCUUCAUAAACGGAAUUACCUUAAGAUAUUAUUAGUGAAAAAUUAAAAGGAUUAGUUUCAGAAAUCGAAUAGAGAAUUAAUUUAAAUGAUAAUAAAAUUAAGGAAAUAGAUAGUCUUUAUAAAGAAACUGCGGUUUUUUAUUGUGAAAAAGUUAGUGAACCAUCUGAAAAAUUCGCGGAGAAAUUCGGGAGUUUCUUUAGAAAAGCAAAAAGAGAAAAAAUAGAAAAAGUUAAGAUUGAUGAAAUGAAAAAAAAAGAAUUGCUGAAAUUACAAAAAGAUAAUAAAAAUUUAAAUAAUAAUGCUCAAAAUAGUAAAUGA
Ichthyophthirius multifiliis is the source of this 2370-nucleotide messenger RNA. RefSeq lists its product as hypothetical. Lineage: Eukaryota; Ciliophora; Oligohymenophorea; Hymenostomatida. Gene Ontology annotation, cellular component: cytosol. Gene Ontology annotation, biological process: cortical actin cytoskeleton organization; regulation of cell shape; cell migration. The transcript has 2 exons. Gene Ontology annotation, molecular function: actin filament binding. The record is from RefSeq and is a predicted model, not a curated record.